GAUUUUCGUAUUACAUAUGUCUUAUUAUCGUAAAACGUCCCAGAAAUCCAUCAGUUGCGUCAAUUACGUGGCGCGCCAAAUGCAUUACGUCCUGUCGGUCUCUAUCUCGAAUGAUUAACGACCUUUGGUAAAAAGAUAUUUCCGUAACCAAGGAAAAGGGGGUCAACGGUACGUAUUUUUAAACUGCGUUAUAUUUCUUCUUUCUCGCUUCUCCCCUACCACGGCACAAAUAUUUCAUGAACUGACUCGACUAAUUGGGGAAAAACGGGUGAAGAUGUCUGGUUCGUCGAACUUAUAAAUGUCUUCCUGUUUUCUUCUUAUUGAAACUAAUUUUAUUUUUCACAUACCGGUCAUCGAUAAGAUAAAGUCGAAGAUGUGUCUCCUAAGAUCAAAAAUCCCGCGUUUUCUUCGUUCGGCUUGGAUCGGCUUCGAUCGAAUAUAACGAAGCGCUGAUAGUUUCCGAAUUAGCUACAAGGUGGCGCAUAACUCGAAAUAACGGACACUUUAAAUUUACACGGUUUCUUUGUAAGAAGCGUUCCUUCAAUCAGUGCGCUUUUGAUCUGUAAUCGGAGAAGUGUAGCUUUGUGUGUCUCCAAUUUCGAUCGCGUCUAUGCGACCAUUUAGCGAAAGGUUUAUUUCGAAAAUUCAUUGUAAGAACUGCUUGAAUAUUGUCCAUUGGUUCCUAUGUACCAAGAGAGAUAUAAUAGUUCAUUGUUUGAAUUUUUCUCGGUAUUGUAUUCCUUCUACGAGCUAUUAUCUAUGUGCUAGACGCACAUUGAAAUAAUCCUUUUACUGUUAAUUUCCCUUUUGUCCUUGACAACAAAAUGGCAUUUUCCUUAUAACAAUGCGAUAAGAAAGAAUGAUACUUCUUAUAUAAAUGUCAGUUGUCAGUGCUUAUCAAUUGAAAAUGUAAAUAGCUGAGUGCUAACAAGAACACAGAAUAGACACGAUUUUUUGGUGUGUGACUUAUCAAAGAGUUUUGCUUCUUGGAUAUGAAGGGACAAGUACAAGCCGCACGGGAGAGGUUAGGUGGCUUCAGCAAUAACAGCUACUAUCCUAGUUCAGCAGACCAUGUUCCUGAUAUUCAACGUAUUGUCCCAAUUUCCAAUUAUGAACUACAAUUAGAUGAUUCCGCAGUUGUAACAGAGGUCGAUAAUAAAGUCAAAACAAAAUUGCUCUCUAUUUGGAAUAAUGUGAAAUAUGGAUGGACUGUAAAAAUAAAAACAAAUUUUUCAAAAGAAUCUCCAGUAUGGUUGCUCGGACAGAGAUAUCCCAAACAGUUGGAAGAUACUUUAGAAAAAGCGUCGGAAGCUCUCUCUGGAUUAGGAACUGGAAGCGAAGUGUCGUUAGCAAUAGAUGCUGCUAGUUAUGAAGAAGGAAUUGAAGGAUUUAAGAGAGAUUUCGUUUCUCGCCUAUGGUUAACUUAUAGGAGAGAAUUUCCAAAUUUAAGAGGAUCCACUUUUACUACAGAUUGUGGCUGGGGUUGUAUGUUACGUAGCGGACAAAUGAUGAUGGCACAAGCAUUAGUUUAUCAUUUUCUAGGACGAGAUUGGAGGUGGUAUCCGGAUCAAACAAUUAAAACAGAUGAACAGAAUGAAGAAGAGAAAAAACAUCGUAUGAUUAUAAAAUGGUUUGGAGAUCAACCGGGACCUCAUUCUCCUCUUUCUAUUCAUAAAUUAGUGUCGCUUGGUGCACAAUCAGGGAAACAAAUAGGAGACUGGUAUGGGCCUGGAUCAGUUGCACAUCUUUUAAGCCAAGCAGUAAAAUCUGCAGCUGAGAUUCACAAGGAAUUUAGUAAUUUGUGUGUGUAUGUUGCUCAAGAUUGUGCAGUCUAUUUGGAUGAUGUUAAAAAGUUAUGCGAGACUCCAAAUGAAAGCUGGAGAUCUCUUGUACUAUUAGUACCUUUAAGACUUGGUACUGAUAAGUUAAAUCCAACUUACAUACCAUGUUUGACAAAGUUGUUGGAAUUAGAAUUUUGCAUUGGUAUCAUUGGUGGACGUCCGAGACAUUCUCUUUAUUUCAUUGGUUAUCAAGAAGAUAAAUUAAUACAUUUAGAUCCACAUUAUUGUCAAGAAAGCGUAGACAUGUCGAAAGAAAUGUUUUCCCUAUCGACAUUCCAUUGUACUUCGCCUAGAAAAAUGGUACUUUCCAAAAUGGAUCCUAGUUGUUGCAUCGGAUUUUACAUACACGAUAAAAGUUCCUUUGACGAAUUUGUAACUAAAGUCGAAAAUAUAUUGAUACCGCAAACCCAGAAAACGGAUUAUCCAAUGUUCUUAUUUUGCGAAGGAAGUGGGGAGGAAUUAAGAGAAAACAUAGAGGUCGGAGAAAAUCCACUGCCCUCGACAACGCUAUUUGUACGACCCGAUGCAUUCGAAGAUCAUUAUGAGUUCGAGGAAUUUGAACUCAUAUGUAUAGGAAAUAAAAGCAAAUAGAGAAACUCAAUGUACUUAUAAAUAUUAACAACGUAUUUCUUACGCAAUGUACGUACUACGUUCAACAUUUGUAAUCCUUCGUUCAUUCGUCCAAUAUUCGUAAGUGAAAAAUUCAACAAUACUAGAUUACUUACAAAUCGAACACACAUACCGUUGUGUUUUAUUAUAUAGUUAAGUGUUAUUAAGGUUUUUAAAUGUAAUGCGCCAAAAAACGUGGCGAAUUUUUGAAAAAGAUCUCAUAGUAUGUCUUAAUGGGAGACUGAUGUCAAUACGUUGACUAAUUAUUUCUAAGCGUGGAAAAGAUAGAAGUUUAAGCCGACCAUCUUUUCUGUGAUGGUUACGAUAACGAUGCAGUGAUCUUUAAUAAGUAUUAAACGAAGGCACAAUUUUUUUUUACUUUGUUACAUGAUCUCAAAAUCAUUGCUUCCUUCUUAUUUUCGUUUUUUUUUUUUUUUUUGCAACGAAAGUAGGACUUAAUUUUGUAGGAGAAUUAUAAUCAUCGAAGUUGUAUUAAAUAUAUGAGAGAAUAUUUAUUCAUUUCGUUGUUAUAAACAGAUAUCCUCAAUCUUGCGUAGAUCGCAAGUACGAAUACAUUUUGCUAUUAAUAGCAAUUUGUAUGCAUAAGCGUUUCUCAAUUUCUUGAGUAAACUGUUCCUGUAAAAUGCAACACAAGAAACAUACAUAUUAGCUUUUAAGUCCACACAAGUAAAUACACUUGUAUAUAUAUGUAUGAUUUCUUUUAUUGUUCUUAUCUUUUUUUUUUUAUCGAUUAUUAAGUAAUUUCUCAAAUAUCAACUAUUUAAAACUAUUUAUUUAUUUAUUUAUUAGCUAUUAUUUAUUCCAAUAUUGGAAGUAAUACAAUUAAUGAUUAAUUAUUAUUAUUAAAAUCAAAUUAUUAAAUAAUUUAUAGUGUAUUUUUAAAAUAGUUUGUCAACGAUUAACAAGAUCUAGAAAGAAAUUCAUCAAUAAUUGAGAAAUUCACAUAUUGACGAUAUUUCAUAUAUUUAUUUUCUAUAAUCCCAAAUUUUUCUUCAUUAAUCGAAUUAAAAACUGGCUUAGGUCAACUCAUUAUGAUAAUUAAUCUAUACAUAGCAUUAGUUUUAAGUUUUCAUUAAGAUUUUGCACGUACCACAUUUCGGUAUAUAGAUUAAGUAAUUACGUUAUGGAAAAUAAAUGAUGUAUCAGGAGAGUCUGUUGAUCUUUUAUAAUGUUGAGGUGAUGGCUGAGAAAGAGAAAGAUAAGUUGUACGCGAGAUUAGAAAACUGUGUGCAUGGGAUAUAUAUAUAUAUACAUAUAUAUUACACUGUUGAAUAUGUAUAUUCAUUGGAAAUGAUUUGUUAAGAAGAUUAUAAAUAAAACUGAGCGAGACAUAUAAA
Molecule: messenger RNA, 3808 nt
Organism: Vespula pensylvanica (western yellowjacket)
Lineage: Eukaryota; Metazoa; Arthropoda; Insecta; Hymenoptera; Vespidae
Gene: Atg4b
Product: cysteine protease ATG4D
Exons: 6
Coding region: 993-2432 (479 amino acids)
Molecular function (GO): protein-phosphatidylethanolamide deconjugating activity
Source: RefSeq, a predicted model, not a curated record